This is a messenger RNA of Jatropha curcas, 1482 nucleotides long. Lineage: Eukaryota; Viridiplantae; Streptophyta; Magnoliopsida; Malpighiales; Euphorbiaceae. The record is from the annotation of a RefSeq genome assembly.
AUGGAAAAACGGUGGUUCAAUUCGAUCUUAUCCAAUGUAGAAUUAGGAUACAGGUGUAGGUUAAGUAAAUCAAUGGAUAGUUUUAGUCCUCUUGAAAAUACCAGUAUAAGCGAAGACCCAAUUCUAAACGAUACAGAUAAAAACACCCAUUGUUGGAGUAAUAGUGACAGCUCUAGUUACAGUAAUGUUGAUCAUUUAGUUGGCAUUCGGAAUUUCAGCGUUGAUGAAACUUUUUUAGUUAGGGAUAGUAAUAGGGACAGUUAUUCCAUAUAUUUUGAUAUUGAAAAUCAAGUUUUUGAGAUUGAAACUGAUCAUUCUUUUCUGAAUGAACUAGAAAGUUCUUUUUAUAGUUAUUGGAAUUCGAGUUAUCUGAAUAAUGGGUCUAGCAGUGGUGACUUCCACUAUGAUCAUUAUAUGUCUGAUACUAAAUAUAGUUGGAAUAAUUACAUCAAUAGUUGUAUUGACAAUUAUCUUCGCUCUCAAAUCUGUAUUGAUUUAAGUGGUAGUAACAAUUACAGUGAGAGUUACAUUUAUAGUUACAUUUGUGGUGAAAGUGGAAAUAGUAGUGAAAGUGAGAGUUCCAGUCUAAGAACUAGCACGAAUGGUAGCGAUUUAACUAUAAGAGAAAGUUCUAAUGAUCUCGAUAUAACUCAAAAAUACAAGCAUUUGUGGGUUCAAUGCGAAAAUUGUUAUGGAUUAAACUAUAAGAAAUUUUUGAAGUCAAGAAUGAAUAUUUGUGAACAAUGUGGAUAUCAUUUGAAAAUGAGUAGUUCAGAUAGAAUUGAACUUUCGAUUGACCUAGGCACUUGGAAUCCUAUGGAUGAAGACAUGGUAUCUCUGGAUCCCAUUGAAUUUCAUUCAGAAGAGGAACCUUAUAAAGAUCGUAUUGAUUCUUAUCAAAAAAAGACAGGAUUAACCGAGGCUGUUCAAACAGGCACAGGUCAACUAAACGGUAUUCCCGUAGCAAUUGGGGUUAUGGAUUUUCAGUUUAUGGGGGGUAGUAUGGGAUCCGUAGUAGGGGAAAAAAUCACCCGUUUGAUUGAGUAUGCUACCAAUAAAUUUUUACCUCUUAUUUUAGUGUGUGCUUCCGGAGGAGCACGCAUGCAAGAAGGAAGUUUGAGCUUGAUGCAAAUGGCUAAAAUAUCUUCUGCUUUAUAUGAUUAUCAAUCGAAUAAAAAGUUAUUUUAUGUAUCAAUCCUUACAUCUCCUACGACCGGCGGGGUGACAGCUAGUUUUGGUAUGUUGGGGGAUAUCAUUAUUGCUGAACCUAACGCCUAUAUUGCAUUUGCGGGUAAAAGAGUAAUUGAACAAACAUUGAAUAAGACAGUACCUGAAGGUUCACAAUCGGCUGAAUUUUUAUUCCAUAAGGGUUUAUUCGAUCCAAUCGUACCACGUAAUCCUUUAAAAGGCGUUUUGAAUGAGUUACUUCAGCUUCACGAUUUCUUUCCUUUGAAUCAUAAAUCAAGUAGAGCCUUAAGUUAA